Messenger RNA from Angiostrongylus costaricensis, 1065 nucleotides. Lineage: Eukaryota; Metazoa; Nematoda; Chromadorea; Rhabditida; Metastrongylidae. The record is from the annotation of a GenBank genome assembly.
AUGAUGAGCGAUAAAGCGAAACAUCUUCAAGAUGCAUCAAGAUGCAAACUUAAAGUUGACUUACCAACAUGCCCCGUCUUGUACUUACUUAUAAAAACUCAUAAGUUGGUAUCCAGCGAUGAUCUUGCGUCUAACGAUCCAUCACUAUUUAAGGUUAGACAUAUCAUUAGCUGCGUAGACGGGCCAAUGGACAGGAUAACAUGGUUUUUAACCCUAAUAUUUAACCAGUUGUUGAAACAAAUUCCAGCCCAUCUUACGAAUACCCAGAUGUUUCUGGAUCGUCUACGUACUGCGCAGCCCAACAGCGCGUGCGUGAUGGAGUCCUUCGACGUUGCCGCCCUUUAUACAAACGUGUCGAAUGACUCCGCAAUGCAAGCCAUAUUCGAACUCCUUACACAACACGAAGGAGAAACAAACAUGUAUGGCUUCAGGAAAGAGCGCCUGAUGACACUCUUAAAAGAAUGCUUGCGCUGCUCAAUCUUCAGAUGGUCUGGAAAGUACUACGCUCAAAUAAGAGGGUUGGCAAUGGGGCAACGACUGGCUCCAAGCCUUGCCAUUGCAUUUAUGUCUAAGGUGGAAGCACCGGUGUCUGAUCUCGGGCCGCUACUCUACUGUAGGUAUGUAGACGACUGCUUUGUCCUUUGCUCAACACAAGAGGAAAUGGACAAAUGCUUCGAAUUGUUAAACGCACAGUCAGAGUAUAUCAAGUUCACCCGAGAAAAGCCGAAAGAAAAAUGGCUUCCAUUUUUGAACGUACAAAUUCAUCUAUCAGAAAAUGGCUACAUUACAAAGUGGUACCAAAAGCCAAGUGGUAAAAACAUCUUGGUUCAUUACCUCUCCUCUCACCCCUCUCACACGAAAAGGACGCUUAUAAGAAACAUGUUUCGAACGGCAACCAACGUGUGCAUGGGAAGAGAGCAGAGAGAGGAGUCCCGGAACUUGGCACGGCAAAUAGCCAUUUCUAAUGGCUACGAAACUGUAGCUCAGGAUAGGGACGUGGAUGGUACGGGAUUAGUGGUGCUUUGCAAUGCACGCAAAGCCACCAGUUGCAUCCAGCGUCCCUAG